Phoenix dactylifera (date palm) is the source of this 1017-nucleotide messenger RNA. RefSeq names its product leucine-rich repeat protein 2-like. The record is from RefSeq and is a predicted model, not a curated record. NCBI's taxonomy places the organism in Eukaryota, Viridiplantae, Streptophyta, Magnoliopsida, Arecales, Arecaceae.
GCUGACUUCUACGACGUCUCAGGUUGACCGCCAACAUUGCCUCCAGCCUUCUUUCCCAUCGCUUCCUCCCUCCAUUUCCGCCAUUCCAAAAGCUUCUACCUCUCUCUCUCUCUCUCUCUCUCUCUCUCUCUCUCUCACACACACACACACACACACAUGGCGUCCCGUGUCGCCUUGGUCUCCUUCCUUCUUCUCCUUGCUGCGGCUCCUGCCAUGUCCACCAACUACGAAGGGGAGGCGCUGCAAGCGCUGAGGGCGAGGCUCUCCGACCCAAGCAACGCGCUCCAGAGCUGGAACCCCAGCCUCGUCAACCCCUGCACCUGGUUCCAUGUCACUUGCGAUGUUCGCAACCGCGUCAUCCGCCUGGAUUUGGGCAAUUCCAACAUCUCUGGUCCUUUGGCUCCCGAGCUCGGCCGCCUCCAGGACCUCCAGUAUCUGGAGCUCUACGGGAACAACUUCGAAGGGAAGAUCCCUGAAGAAUUGGGCAAUUUGAAGAGCCUCAUCAGCAUGGAUUUGUAUGGGAACCGAUUGGAGGGAGAAAUCCCCAAGUCCUUUGCCAAGUUGAAGUCGCUCCGGUUCCUGCGUCUGAACAACAAUAAGCUUUCAGGAUCCAUACCGAGGGAGCUUGUGACGCUCUCCAACCUAAAAGUCUUUGAUGUUUCAAACAAUGAUCUUUGUGGAACUAUUCCAAUUGAUGGCCCAUUUGCUACCUUCCCCAUCCAGAGUUUUGGCAACAACAGCAGACUAAACGGACCGGAGCUGCAAGGACCGGUCCCUUAUGAUUUCGGAUGCUGAAUGCAACACGAUCUACUUCCCCUACAGAGGCAUUUGGAAUGAUAUACUUGAAUGAAUUCUUGUACUUGCGCUAGAGGGAAGCUAUUGUAGUUAUAAAAUGCUAAGGCAGAUGGAGCUUUUUUUUUAACAUGUUUGACUUUACCUAGCAACAUUAUCAACCCACAGUUAAAGAUGAUAUAAAGAUCGAAAGCUUAUAUUGUGCUGAAUUGCAUGUUUUUUUCA